Molecule: messenger RNA, 2111 nt
Organism: Glycine soja
Lineage: Eukaryota; Viridiplantae; Streptophyta; Magnoliopsida; Fabales; Fabaceae
Product: DEAD-box ATP-dependent RNA helicase 27-like
Exons: 11
Coding region: 72-1715 (547 amino acids)
Biological process (GO): maturation of LSU-rRNA from tricistronic rRNA transcript (SSU-rRNA, 5.8S rRNA, LSU-rRNA)
Cellular component (GO): nucleolus
Molecular function (GO): RNA helicase activity; nucleic acid binding; ATP binding
Source: RefSeq, a predicted model, not a curated record
AAUACUUUGAGAGUAGUCUGGUUAUUCAGCUCUCACAAAUACUAGUAGAAACAAAAACCGCGGAAGCAGCCAUGGCCGAAGCAGAACACAACGAUCCCACCUCGCCGGAGCGCGAGGACCAAACCAAAAGCAACAAAAAGAAGCUCCGAAAGAGAAAAAGACCUCAAAAGACCGAGCAGAAACAAGAGGAGGAGAAGAACGAUGCGAACAUUGAUAGCGCCCAAACACAAACUGAAGAUGAAGGAGAGAAUCAAGAAGACACAAAUGUGAACAACAACGUCUCAUCUGGAAUCAUGAGCACCGAGUCUUUCUCCUCUCUGGGCUUGUCCGAACCCACUUCCAAAGCCAUUGCAGACAUGAGCUUCCACCGUAUGACUCAGAUUCAAGCGAAGGCAAUUCCGACGCUUCUGACCGGGAAUGACGUGCUUGGUGCGGCGAGAACGGGUGCUGGGAAAACCCUAGCGUUUUUGGUUCCGGCGGUGGAGUUGUUGUACAACGUUCAGUUUACGCCGCGGAACGGGACGGGUGUUGUUGUCAUAUGCCCGACGAGGGAGCUGGCGAUUCAGACGCACGCCGUGGCGAAGGAGCUGCUGAAGUAUCACUCGCUGACGCUUGGGUUGGUGAUUGGGGGUUCCGGGAGGAAGGGAGAGGCGGAGCGCAUUAUGAAAGGGGUGAACCUGUUGGUGGCGACGCCGGGAAGGCUUCUCGAUCACCUCCAGAAUACGAACGGGUUUGUAUAUAAAAACUUGAAGUGCCUCAUGAUUGAUGAAGCUGACAGGAUAUUGGAAGCAAACUUUGAGGAGGAGAUGAAGCAGAUUAUUAACAUACUUCCAAAGAAAAGGCAAACAGCUUUGUUCUCAGCUACACAAACAAAGAAGGUUAAGGAUCUUGCUCGCUUAUCAUUUCAGACAACUCCUAUCUAUAUUGAUGUAGAUGAUGGGAGAAAAAAGGUCACAAAUGAAGGAUUGCAGCAGGGCUAUGUUGUUGUUCCCUGUGCUAAACGUUUUGUUGUUCUCUAUUCAUUCUUGAGGAGAUACCAAUCAAAAAAAGUGAUGGUCUUUUUCUCUUCAUGCAACUCUGUCAAAUUCCAUGCAGAUCUUCUCCAGUGCACUGGGUUGGACUGCUUAAAUAUUCAUGGAAAACAAAAGCAACAUGCCCGCACUACUACGUUCUUCAACUUUUGCAAAGCAGAAAAGGGGAUCUUGCUCUGUACUGAUGUUGCUGCUCGGGGACUUGACAUACCGGAUGUGGACUGGAUUGUGCAGUUUGAUCCACCUGAUGAACCAAAGGAAUAUAUCCAUAGGGUUGGUAGAACAGCUCGUGGGGAAGGUGGAAAAGGAAAUGCUUUACUUUUCCUGAUUCCUGAAGAAUUGCAAUUUCUUCACUAUUUGAAGGCCGCAAAGGUUCCUGUGAAAGAAUAUGCAUUUGAUCAUAAGAAGCUUGCAAAUGUACAAUCUCAACUGGAGAAGUUGGUGGCUGGCAUUUAUCAUUUGAAUGUUAUGGCUAAAGAUGCAUAUAGGUCAUAUAUAUUAGCAUAUAAUUCACACUCCAUGAAAGAUAUAUUCAAUGUUCACCGCCUUGAUUUACAGGCUGUUGCUGCUUCAUUCUGUUUCUCAAACCCACCGAAGGUGAAUCUGAACAUAGACAGCAGUGCUUCAAAGCAUAGGAAGAAAAUACGCAAAGUAGAAGGAAAAAUUAAUAAAGGCAAUUUGUGACGUCUUUUAGCAGCAGACAAUAAUGUCACGGCUGUGCAGUGGUGUGAUCCCCACACAACCCCCAUAAAGUUUUGGUAGGAACCCCAAUUUUAUAUGAAGAGAGAUGGAUUUGUAACUUCAUCAAACAACCUUGGUUAUUAGAAGCAUCAGAAAUUUUAAAUUAGAAUGGGUUAUGCGCAUUUUUGAACUGUAAUAUUCAACAUGAUUUGUAAGCUUAUUUUUUAGAAUGGGUUAUGCCUAUCCCAUGUUACAAUUUGUAAGCUUAUUUUUUUGUUAUUGUUGUGUUCAACGUGUGGUCUAAUUCUUUGCCGUUUGUGUUAGUUUUUUUGGUUUCAUUCUUUUGUUAUGUAGUUUUGUGUUCCUAAUUACACUAGUCUGGGCCCCCUUUCUGGUUUA